AUGUGGGAGCCAGUGGACCUCCCCUUCCAGAGCUCCCAGCCGCUGCCUACUCUACCCACGACAGAUGAAAUCCGCGCUUGCACCGAUGUUCUGUGGGAGACCCAGGCCUCCAAGAUUGUGAUGCUGAACGACGAUGUUGUUGUCAAAUAUGGACGUUGCGUAGACGUCUGGGAAGGCCAGGCUUUGGUUUAUCUUGAACGACACGUCCCAGAAGUUCCGGCCCCUCGACUGUACGCGAUGUACCACGACUCCAAGCAACUGUUCUUGAUCAUGCAACGUGUUCCCGGGGUGCCGCUGAAUUCCAUCUGGCCAUCAUUAGCGGAAUCUGAGAAGGAUGACAUUAUCGCCAAACUCAAGCGGGCUUUCGACGCCAUGCGACAGGCCGAGUGCCCGUGGCCCGACUUUUUCGGCGGCCUGGAUGGUGGCGGCGUAUACCACUACCUAUUCUACAGCCAACAUGGCGAUCGCAAAUUCCUCGGGCCUUUCUCCGGCGAACCGGCCUUUGUUGCGGGCCUGGUCGGGAAUUAUAGAGCCUUGGUCGAACGCAAUAAUCACCCGGACUACAAGGCUCGCUUUUACGAAAAAUACGUCGCUCGCGUCCUGCAAGGUCACCGGCCUACGUUGACGCAUGGGGACGUUCAGCAGAAGAACAUCAUGGUCGCGGAGAAUCCAAGCCGCCCCAACGAUCAGGGUGGGCGAUCAUUUGACGUGGCACUGGUCGAUUGGGAGAAUUCCGGGUGGUUUCCCGACUUCUGGGAAUUCUUUUGUGCAUCUGAUCCCUUUAAGUUCCAGUGGGACGAAGACUGGUCAUGGCGAGUCCAGGACUUUGUUGAAGUUUGGCCCGCCGAGACGGCCAUAAUGCAAUUGAUUGACAAGGAUCUAGGCUGGUGA
This is a messenger RNA of Aspergillus steynii IBT 23096, 891 nucleotides long. RefSeq names its product phosphotransferase enzyme family protein. Bases 1 to 891 code for a protein of 296 amino acids. Lineage: Eukaryota; Fungi; Ascomycota; Eurotiomycetes; Eurotiales; Aspergillaceae. The record is from RefSeq and is a predicted model, not a curated record. The transcript has a single exon.